Molecule: messenger RNA, 339 nt
Organism: Leptosomus discolor (cuckoo roller)
Lineage: Eukaryota; Metazoa; Chordata; Aves; Leptosomiformes; Leptosomidae
Product: placenta-specific gene 8 protein
Source: RefSeq, a predicted model, not a curated record
AUGGCCUCUCACCAUUUAGUCACAGUCCAACCCCAAUUUUCGGCUGUCUCGCAGACAGGCAAGUGGCAGUCGGGGCUUCUGGACUGCUGCUCGGACUUCAGCGUGUGUAUUUGCGGAACCUUCUGCCUCGGCUGCCUGGGGUGCCAAGUGGCCAGGGACAUGGACGAGUGCUGCCUGUGUGGCCCCAGCGUGGCCAUGAGGACACUCUACCGCACCAGAUACAACAUCCCGGGCUCCAUUCUGCAAGACUGGGCCACCAUGAUGUGCCUCCCUAUGUGUGGGCUCUGCCAGCUGAAGAGAGACAUCAACCGAAGGAAGGAGCUGGGCAUAUUCUGGUAA